This is a messenger RNA of Penaeus chinensis, 1154 nucleotides long. RefSeq lists its product as uncharacterized. NCBI's taxonomy places the organism in Eukaryota, Metazoa, Arthropoda, Malacostraca, Decapoda, Penaeidae. The coding region runs from base 121 to 897 and encodes 258 amino acids. The transcript has 5 exons. The record is from RefSeq and is a predicted model, not a curated record.
UCGCCAUUGACCAAUGAGGAACAGGAGCAGGGAAAGGGGGAGGGGCAGAGUGCAGGAGACGAAGCUAAGGAACUAUCGUGAAGAUUGUCUCGCCACAGCAAACCGAAGACAUUAAAAGCCAUGCAUUUUGUCGUUUCGGUGAAGGCAGCCCCUGUGGCCCUCAGCGUCGUCAUGGGGCUGUUCCUCGCCGCGCGCCGGGCGGGGGACGAGCACGACCGGACGCUGAAGGCCAUGCACGACUUCGCCAGGAGUGUCAAGCCCUCGGCCAUCCGGCAGUUCGGAAUGAUCCUGCUGGCGCGCGGCAACGACCCUCUCUCCGUACUCCCGGACCCCGCCACGGCCACCGGGAACGACGCCCCCCUUGUGGACGAGUACCACCCGGUGUGGCCUCACGACGGCGGGAACAUGGCCCAGAACUUCAGUGUCGCCAUCGAGGACCUCGAGAAGAAGAGGGGCGAGGUUGGGAUAUCCGGGACGUCUGCAGGCGACCUGUGCGAUGCCUGCCACAGGAGUCUGGAGUCCCAGAGCGGCGGCGAAUACGAGAUAAUCACGUCACGCAUGGCAAGACUGCUGGAGGCGGGCCCCUCGAGUCUACCUCUUCGGGCCUUCUACCUCUUCACGUACCUCCUGCCCUGCGAGUCCUGCCUCCUUCAGAUCUCCAAGACGCUCAGGAGUAUCCUUCGCUCCUUCGGUUAUUCGAAUCUUGAUAUUUAUAUAGGCUAUGUAGAGGAAGGCACCAAAUGGCACAGAAAAAGCCGCAUAACCAGCGUGCCGAUCGCAGACGACAGCUUCAACACACGAAGCCUACCGAUGUGCACGGACCCAAGGCUUCGCGGCAACACUUACCUAAGGAGAGUGAGGCUUGAGGCACCUCUCGCGUGUUCUCGCUCUCGCUGAAUCUUACGCAAGGGUUGAUAGGGAAUGUUGGUAGCUGAUAACUGGUGAAAAUACUUGGAAAAUGUGUCAUGGUUAUAUGAUGAUACCUGAUGAAAUUAUUGUAUGUUCUAUAUGUUAUAUUCUGGUAAUAUUUUGCAAUGACGGUUCAUGUUUUGUUAUAGGGCAACGAUGCUGAUAGAACGCAUUUCUUCAAUGGUAUUUAUCGUUCAUAUUUCAUCUCUAUUAGAAAAUUAAUAGAUAAUAAAUAAUCAAUUUGG